AUGAGGAGGGAGAACCAGAGCAGCGUGUCUGAGUUCCUCCUCCUGGGGCUCCCCAUCAGGCUGGAGCAGCAGGGCACGUUCUUUGCCCUGUUCCUGGGCAUGUACCUGACCACAGUGCUGGGGAACCUGCUCAUCAUCCUGCUCAUCAGGCUGGACUCGCGCCUCCACACCCCCAUGUACUUCUUCCUCAGCCACUUGGCUCUCACUGACAUCUCCUUUUCAUCUGUCACUGUCCCUAAGAUGCUGACGAACAUGCAGACUCAGGAUCCAUCCAUCCCAUAUGCAGAAUGCAUAGCACAGACAUAUUUUUUUAUAUUUUUUGCUGAUCUGGACAAUUUCCUUCUUACUUCAAUGUCAUAUGAUCGGUACGUGGCCAUCUGUCACCCCCUCCACUACACCAGCAUCAUGAGAGAGGGGCUGUGUAUGUUACUAGUAGCUGUAUCCUGGAUCCUCUCCUGUGCCAAUGCCCUGUCUCACACCCUCCUCCUGUCCAACCUGUCCUUUUGUGCUGACAACACUAUCCCCCACUUCUUCUGUGACCUUGGUGCCCUGCUUAAGUUCUCCUGCUCGGACACCUCCCUCAAUGAGCUGGUCAUUUACACAGCAGGAGGGGCAGUCAUUACUCUCCCACUAAUAUGCAUCUUGAUCUCUUAUGGCCGCAUUGGGGCCACCAUCCUGAAGGUUCCAUCUACCAAGGGAGUCUGCAAAGCCUUGUCCACGUGUGGCUCCCACCUCUCUGUGGUAUCUCUGUAUUAUGGAACAAUUAUUGGGCUGUAUGUUUUCCCCUCAUCCAACAACUCCAGCAACAAGGACAUAAUUGCCUCUGUGAUGUACACAGUGGUCACUCCAUUGCUGAACCCUUUCGUUUAUAGCCUGAGGAACAGGGACGUGAACGGGGCCCUGGAGAAACUCUUCACUGGGGCAACAGUCUUGUCUAAAUGA
This is a messenger RNA of Ceratotherium simum simum (southern white rhinoceros), 942 nucleotides long. Its product is annotated as olfactory receptor 1J4-like. Gene Ontology annotation, cellular component: membrane. Gene Ontology annotation, biological process: G protein-coupled receptor signaling pathway. Lineage: Eukaryota; Metazoa; Chordata; Mammalia; Perissodactyla; Rhinocerotidae. Gene Ontology annotation, molecular function: olfactory receptor activity; G protein-coupled receptor activity. The record is from RefSeq and is a predicted model, not a curated record.